AUGGCGGAUUCUGAAUUGCCCACCCGUGCCAAGCCCGAGGAAACCCCAGCGGCUGCCCCCGCCGAGGGCGAGACCAAAAACGCCAGCAAGAAUGCGCUGAAGAAAGCGGCCAAGGAUAAGGCUAAGGCUGAGAAGGCUGCCGCACGCGCUGCGCAAGAGAAGGCCCAGGCUGCAGCACAGGAAGCCAAUGACACCGCCAAAGAACUAUAUGGCGCGCUCCCUGAGACCGAGGCCGCUGUGCCCACCAUCCGAUUCAACCAGCUUGCCGAGGGCGAGGCUGAGGUAUCUUUGGUUGCUCGUGUCGAUAAUGCACGUGUACAGAGUGCCAAGCUGGCCUUCUUGAUGCUGCGCCAGCAAGGACAAAAGGUUCAGGCUGUGAUCGCCCUCAACGAGCCCAUCUCGCGACAAAUGAUCAAGUACACUGGUGGUUUGAACGUCAACUCUAUUGUGCGGGUCACUGGUAUUAUCAAGAAGCCCGAGAUCCCUAUUUCCUCCGCUACCAUCCAAAACCUCGAGAUCCACAUCCGCAAAAUCUACAUGAUCUCCGAGGCCGCCCAGAUGCUGCCCAUGCAGGUUAAGGAUGCUGAACGCCCACCCCCGGAUUCCUCCGAGGAGGGUCAGCUUGAUGCCGAUGGUGCUCCCAUUGUAACCCUCAAGACUCGUCUUGACAACCGUGUCAUUGACCUACAGACUGAGACCAGUCAGGCCAUCACCUGGAUCUCCAGCGGUGUUACAGAGCUGUUCGCCGAGUACAUGAUCAAGAGCGGUGCUCGAUGGAUCUUCACCCCCAAGCUUGUUGGUGCUGCUACCGAAGGUGGCAGCAAUGUCUUCGAGAUCAAGUACUUCAAGCGCAACGGUUACCUGGCCCAGAGCCCGCAGUUGUACAAGCAGAUGUGUAUUGCCGGUGACAUGGAGAGCGUGUUUGAGAUUGCUCCCGUAUUCCGUGCCGAGGACAGCAAUACCCACCUUCUUGAGUUCGCAGAGGACCUGCUGGUCUUCAUUCUCACCCAGGUCAAGGAGCGCUAUGCUUCCCAGAUCGCUACCAUCCAAAAGUCCUACCCCAAGGCUGGUGACUUCAAGCUGCCCAAGGACGGCAAGGCCUUGCGCCUUGACUACAUGGACGGUGUUGCAUUGCUGAAGGAGGCCGGUGUUGACAUGUCAGAGCAAGAGCGCUUCGAGAAUGACUUCAGCACCGCGAUGGAGAAACAGCUGGGUCUGAUUAUCCGCGAAAAGUACGAUACUGACUUCUAUGUGCUGGACAAGUUCCCCAUGGCUGUCCGUCCAUUCUACACUAAGGCCGACCCCAAGGACGCCCGCUUCUCCAACUCCUACGACUUCUUUAUGCGUGGUGAGGAGAUCAUGUCUGGCGCUCAGCGUAUUAACAACAUUGACGAGCUGGAGGCUUCGAUGCGCUCCAAGGGUCUCGACCCGACACAGGAGGGCUUCGAGGAUUAUCUCAACGCCUUCCGUCAAGGAUGCCCCCCUCAUGCUGGUGGUGGUCUAGGUCUGAACCGUAUUGUGAUGUUCUUCUUGGGACUGCCUAAUGUGCGCCUGGCAUCGCUGUUCCCUCGUGACCCGCAACGUCUACGCCCGUAA
Messenger RNA from Penicillium taxi, 1596 nucleotides. RefSeq names its product putative aspartyl-tRNA synthetase Dps1 (gene dps1). The transcript has 2 exons. NCBI's taxonomy places the organism in Eukaryota, Fungi, Ascomycota, Eurotiomycetes, Eurotiales, Aspergillaceae. Gene Ontology annotation, molecular function: RNA binding; aspartate-tRNA ligase activity; ATP binding. Gene Ontology annotation, cellular component: cytoplasm; cytosol; aminoacyl-tRNA synthetase multienzyme complex. The record is from RefSeq and is a predicted model, not a curated record. Gene Ontology annotation, biological process: aspartyl-tRNA aminoacylation. Bases 1 to 1596 code for a protein of 531 amino acids.